Mus pahari (shrew mouse) is the source of this 2883-nucleotide messenger RNA. It is a transcript of the gene Ppef2, whose product is annotated as protein phosphatase with EF-hand domain 2. The record is from RefSeq and is a predicted model, not a curated record. Gene Ontology annotation, molecular function: manganese ion binding; protein serine/threonine phosphatase activity; Hsp90 protein binding. Gene Ontology annotation, biological process: negative regulation of MAPK cascade; detection of stimulus involved in sensory perception. Bases 316 to 2586 code for a protein of 756 amino acids. Lineage: Eukaryota; Metazoa; Chordata; Mammalia; Rodentia; Muridae. The transcript is spliced from 17 exons. Gene Ontology annotation, cellular component: cytosol; nucleus.
CCAGGGUGCUGCUGCCCACGGCUUGAAGGUGGUUAUUGUGAUUGUCACAUGGCACUUGAAAUGCAUUGCCAGGGUAGUCGGUGUCAUCCUUCCCUCUGAGAAGACAUCAGACAAAGGUGGCGUCGUAUUUGUUAGACCCGAGACCUGCAGCCCCACCAGGCGGUUCCAUCCACCAACCGUGAAGACAGACGGUGAUCAGACACAUGGGUUAGGUGCCUGCUGUGUCUCAGAGUCAGCUAAGCUCCUGGAAGCAAACCCUUCCCUUCCCUCGGAUCCAGUGUCAUCCAUGUCCUGCAGGAUCUCUGUCCCUCAACCAUGGGAAGCAGCUCAUCCACCCAGCACCACUUUGCGUUUCAGAACGCUGAGAAAGCCUUCAAGGCAGCGGCCCUGAUCCAGAGAUGGUACCGGCGCUACAUGGCCCGCCUAGAAAUGAGGCGGCGAUGUACCUGGAACAUCUUCCAGUCUAUAGAGUAUGCUGGACAGCAAGAUCAGGUCAAGCUCCACGAAUUCUUCAGCUACCUUGUGGACCACUUCACUCCCAGCAGCAGCCACGAGAGAGACUUCCUGAACCGCAUGUUCACCGAGGAGAGAUUCGCCCAAGAUGUGGAGACAGAGGAGGGCGGCGAUUUUGAAUCCAUAGAGGUGCCAGACAGCUAUAUGGGGCCACGCCUCUCCUUCCCCCUUCUUCCUGAUCAUGCCACCGCCCUGGUGGAAGCUUUCAGGCUGCGACAACAGCUCCAUGCUCGCUAUGUCUUGAAUCUUCUGUAUGAGACCAGAAAACACCUGGCCCAGCUGCCCAACAUCAACCGAGUCUCCACCUGCUACAGCGAGGAGGUCACAGUGUGUGGAGAUCUACAUGGCCAGUUGGAUGAUUUAAUAUUUAUAUUUUAUAAGAACGGUCUGCCGUCACCAGAGAGAGCAUACGUGUUCAACGGUGACUUCGUGGAUCGAGGCAAGGACUCUGUAGAGGUCCUGAUGGUUCUCUUUGCCUUCAUGUUGGUAUACCCUAAGGAGUUCCAUCUUAACAGAGGAAACCAUGAGGACCAUCUAGUGAACCUACGAUAUGGCUUCACCAAGGAAGUGAUGCAUAAAUACAAGAUACAUGGGAAGAAAAUCCUAAGGACACUUCAAGAUGUCUUCUGCUGGCUUCCAUUGGCCACUCUGGUUGAUGAGAAAGUCCUUGUUCUUCAUGGCGGGGUCUCAGACAAGACAGACCUGGAACUUCUGGCUAAACUGGACAGGCACAAGAUUGUUUCUACCAUGAGGUGCAAAACAAGAAAGGAAAGUGAGACUCGGGAGGAGCAGAAGAGAAAAGAUAACCAGACAAGCUCUGGGCAGAAGCCUACUCCGUGGUUUCUUCCUCAAAGCCGCUCUCUGCCCUCUUCGCCUUUUCACCUGGGCUCUGGAUUUAAGGCCUACAAAGCCGGCAGGUCCUGCAGCAUCCCCUGUGGCUCCCCUGACAGCAAAGAGCUAUCUCGGAGGGGCCAGGUGCAGCACUCAGUGGACCUAGAACUGGAACAGUGCCGGCAACAAGCCGGCUUCCUGGGGGGCUUCCUGGGGAUCAAAGAGAAGGGGAAGUACCUGCCCGACUGUGUUGCUGAUGCUGGAGGGAUGCUGGAGCCCACCCCUGAGGAGUGGAAGCAGGUUGUAGAUAUUCUGUGGAGUGACCCCACGGCUCAGGAGGGCUGCAAGGCUAACACUGUCCGAGGAGGAGGCUGUUACUUUGGCCCUGACGUGACAGAACAGUUGAUGGAGAAAUACAAGCUGCAACUCCUGAUCCGUUCGCAUGAAUGCAAACCUGAAGGCUAUGAGUUCUGUCACAACCGCAAGGUGUUAACCAUCUUUUCUGCCUCCAACUACUAUGAAGUUGGCAGCAACAGAGGAGCCUACGUCAAGCUGGGGCCAGCCCUGACUCCACAUAUCGUGCAGUAUCAAGCUAACAAGGCGACCCACAGGCUAACCAUGAGGCAAAGGAUCAGCAGGGUGGAGGAGUCGGCCCUCAGAGCCCUGCGACAGAAAUUAUUUGCUCAUUCGUCGGACCUGCUUGUUGAGUUUAGGAAGCACGACCCGGAUGAGAGCGGUGUCAUCACCCUGAGUGACUGGGCGACUGCCGUGGAGUCUGUGCUGCACCUGGGGCUGCCCUGGCGGAUGCUGCGGCCACAACUGGUGAACAGUUCAGCGGAUAAUGCGUUGGAGUACAGGUCCUGGUUGGACAGCUUGGCCAAAGAACAGCUGAGUCGAGAGAACAUUCAGUCGAGUCUGCUGGAAAAGCUCUAUCGAAACCGAUCCAACUUGGAGACCAUUUUUAGGAUCAUAGACAGCGAUCAUUCAGGAUUCAUCUCCCUGGAUGAGUUCAGGCAGACUUGGAAACUCUUCAGCUCCCACAUGAGCAUCGACAUCACAGAUGACGCCAUCUGUGACCUUGCCAGAAGCAUCGACUUCAACAAGGACGGCCACAUCGACAUCAAUGAGUUCCUGGAGGCCUUCCGCCUCGUGGAGCAGUCCUGCUCGGAAGGCCACACCUCUGCUCGCCCGCAGUCCACAGACACAGCUGAGAGUGGCCACAGCAGUCCAGGCCCAUGCUGAGGAUAGCCUGGUCCAUACUCAAAGUGCCUAAGGCGAUGCCGAGUUUAUGACUCCACAUGGACUUGGACUUUAUCCUGAGAAUUUGCCACCACAAAGCGUUCAAAUCAAGAAUUACCUGUGUGGACUGGAGAGAUGGCUCUGCGGUUAAAAGCACUGACUGCUCUUCUAGAGGUCCUGUGUUCAAUUCCCAGCAACCACAUGGUGGCUCACAACCAUCUGUAAUGGGAUCCGAUGCCCUCUUCUGGUGUGUAUGAAGACAGCUACAGUGAACUCAUAUACAUUAAAUAAAUAAAUUAA